Molecule: messenger RNA, 1898 nt
Organism: Schizosaccharomyces cryophilus OY26
Lineage: Eukaryota; Fungi; Ascomycota; Schizosaccharomycetes; Schizosaccharomycetales; Schizosaccharomycetaceae
Product: MFS family membrane transporter
Exons: 1
Coding region: 99-1748 (549 amino acids)
Biological process (GO): transmembrane transport
Molecular function (GO): transmembrane transporter activity
Source: RefSeq, a predicted model, not a curated record
UCUCACUACAUAUUGUUUGUUUCGCAAAUUUCUGUCGCCUGAGACAGUGAAAUUGAAGUCGGUGAAUAUAGAAAGAAAGAACAAAGUGGUGAGUACGUAUGGAUUUAAUUUUAUUAGCAACUGGUAAUAAGUUUGAUCGGCAUUACAAAAAGCUAGGAAAAUGCCCAUUUCUUGAAAGAAAGCAUUCCCAAGCAAAAGACCUUUCUAACGGUGCUGAUGCUGCUAAUAAGGCUACAAUUCACUCUAGUAAUAGAUCCGUGGUUUCAUUAGGAGCAUCAUUGCCACUUAGACAGGAUGAUUUAGAGGAAGGGGGAAAUGAAUCACCAAAACAGGUGAAAGAGCUUGAAGAGGAUCCUUACCUGGUAACUUGGGAUGGUUCCGAGGAUCCAUUGAAUCCGUCAAAUUGGUCAAUGGCUCAAAAAUGGUGGAUUAUUAUUCAAACUUCAAUUAUAACAAUUGUCGUGACGUUUGGCUCUAGUAUCUAUUCGAGUGGUGUUGAACAAGCUGCUAACGAGCUCCAUGCUUCUAUACCUGUGUCUACUGUUGGCUCUUGCACAUUUUUGGUUGGAUUUGGUUUUGGCUCUCUCCCUUUUGCUCCUUUAAGUAGUAUUUAUGGUAGAUUCAUUGUUUACUUCCUUACUUUGCUCUUGUUCACAAUCUUCCAAGUUGGCGGAGGCUGUGCUCAAAAUAUAUGGACUAUUAUAAUUCUUAGAUUUUUCCAAGGUGUUUUUGGAAGUACCCCUCUUGCCAAUGCCGGUGGCACAAUCAGUGAUAUGUUUACUCCUAUCCAGCGUACCUAUGUCCUUCCUGGGUUUUGCACUUUUCCAUAUCUAGGUCCCAUUAUCGGUCCUAUCAUGGGUGACUUCAUUGUUCAGAGCUACCUGGGUUGGCGCUGGCUCUUUUGGAUCAAUAUGAUUUGGGCAGCAGGUACCUUGCUACUCAUUUUCUUUUUGUUUCCUGAAACUCAUGGUGAAACGAUCCUUGAUUAUAAGGCGAAAUAUAUUCGCAAAAUUACUGGUGAUUCCGCUUAUUAUACAAUCCAUGAGCGUGAGCGUGACCCUAAAAACGCAAUCUUUCAAGCAGCUACUCAGUCAGCCUCUCUCUUUUUGACUGAACCCAUUGUCGUUUGCUUUACACUUUACCUCACUGUCGUUUACAUAAUUAACUAUAUAAAUUUUGAGGGAUACCCAAUUAUAUAUGCGAAAUACGGGUUUAAUUACGGUGAGUUAGGUUUGUCAUUUAUUGGAGUCGGUGUUGGCAUCGUUAUUGCUGGUCUUUUGACGCCAUUAACUUAUAAACAGUAUCUCUGGGCCUACAAACGAAGAGGAUCUGUUAUGUGCCCUGAAGAUCGGUUAUAUCCCCUUUUCAUUGGUGCAUUUGUCCUUCCUAUGUCCAUGUUUUGGUUGGCAUGGACUUGCUAUGCUGGCCAUAUCCAUUGGAUUGUACCUAUGAUAGCUAGUGCUUUCUUCGGGUUUGCUUUACUUAUUGUCUUUUUUGUUUCCUACAAUUAUAUUAUUGACUCGUAUCAACAUAUUGCUCCUAGUGCGCUUGCCGCAGCAACCGUGGUUCGCUAUUGUGCUAGUGGAGGUGUAACACUCGCUGCUCGUCCAAUGUAUCUGAAUUUGGGAGAUCAUUGGGCUACUAGUGUAUUGGGAUUUAUUUCGGUAGCCAUGGUGCCUAUUCCGUUCGCCUUUUAUAAAUAUGGAAAGCGUAUUCGCGCUUGGAGCAAACAUGCUUAUAAACUGUAAUUCUAGGGUAUUGACUUAUCGGUUUGAUUUAUUGGGAGUUCUUUUGGUUUCAUAAAAUUAAAGUUUUAUUAAUUUAUAAUGAAUAACUUUUUGCACAGAAAACAGAAUUGAUUGCUUGCAGUGAUAUUAUAUAAUAUAUAUAUAUAGUUG